Messenger RNA from Desarmillaria tabescens, 1767 nucleotides. RefSeq names its product SET domain-containing protein. Gene Ontology annotation, biological process: heterochromatin formation. The transcript is spliced from 15 exons. The record is from RefSeq and is a predicted model, not a curated record. Gene Ontology annotation, molecular function: histone H3K27 methyltransferase activity; chromatin binding; protein binding. Gene Ontology annotation, cellular component: nucleus. The coding region runs from base 238 to 1392 and encodes 384 amino acids. NCBI's taxonomy places the organism in Eukaryota, Fungi, Basidiomycota, Agaricomycetes, Agaricales, Physalacriaceae.
CUGAGACUUUCUUUCUCUAGCAUAGACACCCUUGGAAUCCUCCAUAAUAAAGUCGAAGCUUCGGGUCCCGCAGGUUUUCUCUGGGAGACGUCUCAAAGAGAUAUCCCAUUUUGGCCAGGUAGCGCCUUGACCAAUCUUCCCACCCUCAGUCUAGAGAGGUUGUUCGAGAAGGAUAAUAUUCAUCAUGAAAUCAAUCUCUCUAGUUCACGAUUUUGCUCGCACAUCAAUUGCCUUGUCAUGAACUGCAGGGUACACAGCUACACAGUUCCUCUACUCGAAGUCUCCAAGCCUUCACUUACUAAAGCAGGCUUCAAGCUAAAAGAUGGAGAACCCUGCGGCGAGCUUUGUUUUCGAAGUUUUGACGAAACGCUGGACGGAGUUAUGGAAGGCGUACAUUGGAAUGAUCCUGCCGAUGUGGAAUUCUUGGAGAGCGUCCUCAAGGUUGACGCCGACAUGUCACCUUGUGCCCUUGCUAUCAUCUGUCGCAAGCCGUGCCUAGAGGUAUUCAUUUACCGGACAAGAAUGUUUCCCGAUGAGAAAAUUCUGAAAGAACAAAUCAUCGAGGAAAAGCAUCGACACGCGCCCCUAGUUUUCGUGGAUGACGGGGGUGCUUGCAAUUUUACGCCCCUCCCUCCAUGUUCACAUAACGGACCAUGCGACCAAACGUCUGAAUGCCAAUGUCACCUGAAAUCCCACCAUUGCAAGCGGAGCUGUCGUUGCAGCUUGAAAUGUCCCCGUCGAAGAAAGGGUUGUAAAUGUUCCCAUGAACGAGUCAUGGAUCACUGUUUAACAGCUGAUUGCCCUUGCAUCGAGGCAGGCAGGGAAUGCGAUCCAGAGCUGUGUGUUAAAUGUGAUGCCCGAGGUCAGCCGCAUAAGAACAAGUGUCAAAAUACGAGGAUACAAAGAAACCAAACUCAACAUAUCAAGAUUCAACCUACCAAGCCUGCGAAGUACGGACUCGGCGCUUUUGCGACAAGGGAACUGAGAGCCUGGACCUACAUCGGCGAGUACGUUGGCGAGAUCCGGAAUCUCAGCUCGGAGGAAAGCUCUCAGAGGUCCAAUAUUCUCAACAAGUACACAGGGCUCAAUUAUAACUUUGAGCUAAAUUCAUCGCUAACAUUGGACGCUGCUCGUCGGGGUAACGAAACGAGAUAUCUCAACCAUUCAGACAAGCCUAACUGUGAUGUCAUUGUGAAGAAUGUCAACGACGAACAUCGCAUUGCUAUCUUCACCUGCGAAAACGUCGACAAGGGGGAAGAACUCUUUCUAGACUAUGGGCCCAGAUACUGGCAGCAGUAUGGAAACAGUUCGUCAAUCCCUGAAGAUCCGGUGGAGGAAGACAGGCAAGACGGCAAAGGAGAACCGGAGGAGGACGACCUAGAAUAUAUCUAGGGACCUUGUCCACAGAAGAUUAUCCGAGAAUUAAAAAGCGAAUAUACAUACAAGAAUCACAUUAUAAACCAUGUAUAAACCCAUAAAAAAAGAAAUAAUCUACCGAUCUACCAUGCAAAGCCCUCAGGAAAAAUAUCAGAGAAAUCAUAUCCGGUGUCCGAAGCAGUCACCUCUUCAACCUGGUAGGAAGAAAGCAGAGACUCGAAUGACCAAUCUACAUUGAGAGGUCAGUCCAUUUAGAAUGUGCAUUGUAAAAGAGAGGCGUAACUGGUCGAUUCGGGGGGUGCCAACAACUGGACUUGCGGAAUACUAUCGGUGGGAGUUAUAUCGUCUCGAGGACUAUUGCCUGUUGUAGAGACAAUCAAAUCAAUCUCC